GGCUCGGCGCGCUCUCAGUCGCGCGCGGUCACGGCGUGCGAGCGCGCGCAUCUCGACACGUGCAUGGCGCGCCGAUCCGCAUGCCUCGCGCCCUCGGGGAAUGGCUUCGUCCGAGGCGGAUGCGACUACCGCGUCGAUCCUUGAAGUCGAAGUCGAAGAUGACUGCCUCAGUGUUCGAAAAUGGUGGUGUUUUCUGCUCUCGUCGAUCUUCACGUUCCUCGCGGGGUUGCUCAUCGUGGUGCUAUGGCGGGCCUGUGCGUUCGUCUGCUGCCGGAAGGAGCCGGAGCUGGCCCCGAACGACCCGAAGCAGAAGGAGCAGAAGGCGGCGCGGCAGGGCAAGCAGGAGUUCGAGGGCACCUUCAUGACCGAGGCCAAGGACUGGGCCGGCGAGCUCAUCUCCGGACAGACCACCACCGGACGAAUACUGGUAGUGUUGGUGUUCAUUCUGAGUAUAGCAUCGCUCAUCAUCUACUUCAUUGACGCAUCAAGUGAAGAGGUGGAGCGGUGCCAGAAAUGGAGUGACAAUAUUACUCAGCAGAUCGACCUUGCCUUUAACAUAUUUUUUAUGGUCUACUUUUUUAUACGAUUUAUAGCAGCUAGUGACAAACUGUGGUUCAUGCUCGAGAUGUAUUCAUUUGUAGAUUAUUUCACGAUACCACCAUCCUUUGUAUCAAUAUACCUGGAUAGAACGUGGAUAGGGCUAAGGUUUCUAAGAGCUCUACGCUUAAUGACCGUGCCUGAUAUUUUGCAGUACCUCAAUAUAUUAAAGACAUCGAGCUCGAUUCGAUUGGCGCAAUUGGUUUCUAUAUUUAUAUCAGUGUGGUUAACAGCAGCCGGAAUUAUUCAUUUGCUGGAAAACUCCGGUGAUCCAUUGGAUUUUACCAAUUCGCAGCAAUUGUCGUACUGGACUUGCGUAUACUUUCUAAUAGUCACCAUGUCUACAGUAGGGUACGGUGAUGUGUUCUGCCACACAGUUCUUGGCAGAACCUUUUUGGUUUUUUUUCUUCUCGUCGGCUUGGCUGUGUUCGCCAGCUGGAUCCCCGAGAUCACGGAGCUGGCGGCGCAGCGCAACAAAUACGGCGGCCGGUACAACAAGGACGUCCGCCGCAGGCAUAUUGUUGUUUGCGGGCACAUAACAUACGAAUCAGUGAGCCAUUUUUUAAAAGACUUCCUACAUGAAGACAGAGAAGACGUGGACGUCGAGGUUGUUUUUUUACACAGAAAAGAGCCCGACCUUGAGCUGGAAGGUCUGCUGAAGCGUCACUACACCACCGUCGAGUUUUUUCAGGGUACAAUGAUGAAUGCUGUCGAUCUUGAACGAGUCAAGGUUCACGAAGCGGACGCUUGCCUGGUGCUGGCUAAUAAGUACUGCCAGGACCCGGACGCCGAAGACGCCGCCAACAUCAUGAGGGUCAUCUCCAUCAAGAAUUAUUCCGACGACAUAAGGGUUAUCAUUCAACUGAUGCAGUAUCAUAAUAAGGCUUACCUUCUGAACAUUCCAUCCUGGGACUGGAAGCAGGGCGACGACGUGAUCUGCCUGGCGGAGCUGAAGCUCGGCUUCAUCGCGCAGAGCUGCCUCGCGCCCGGCUUCUCCACGAUGAUGGCCAACCUCUUCGCCAUGAGGAGCUUCAAGACGUCCCCCGACACACAAGCUUGGCAGAAUGAUUACCUGCAGGGUACGGGCUGCGAGAUGUACACGGAGACUCUAUCCACCUCAUUCACUGGAAUGAGCUUCCCUUCCGCGAGCGAGUUGUGCUUCACGAAACUGAAGCUUCUGCUGCUAGCCAUCGAGAUCAAGGGAGAGGAGGGCGCGGACAGCAAGAUCUCCAUCAACCCCCGCAGUGCCAAGAUCCACGCCAACACGCAGGGAUUCUUUAUCGCGCAGUCCGCUGAUGAGGUUAAAAGGGCUUGGUUUUACUGUAAGGCUUGCCACGACGACAUCAAAGAUGAAACGCUCAUCAAGAAAUGCAAAUGCAAAAACUAUGUUGGAAUGAUGAUGAUGCAGACUGGGAUGGUGAAACAGAUUAAUUCAUAUCGGGGUUUAGACGAUGACCACCAUCCUCCCCCCACCUUCACGCCGCCAGAGUUGCCCAAGAAGGUGCAUCAUCGAGGUGAAAUUGCGAGAGAACGAGGUGAAGACAUUAGUUUAAUAAACAGAAACCAUAGAAGUGCGCCGAACGCUCUCCUGUCCCCGAACGCGAACCAGCUCAUGAACACUACGACGACGAGGCAAGUCAACAAGGUCAAGCCAAACGUAAACAGAGCUCCACCUGACACGCCAACGAGUAGGAGCAGCGGCGGUAACCAGAACAGUAACGGCGUGAGUCUGCCAGCGGGCCUGGCCGACGACCAGUCGAAGGAUUUCGACUUCGAGAAGACUGAAAUGAAAUAUGACUCCACUGGCAUGUUCCAUUGGAGCCCCGCCAAGAAUCUGGAGGAUUGUAUAUUAGACAGAAACCAAGCGGCGAUGACCGUCCUAAACGGUCACGUGGUGGUCUGCCUGUUCGCGGACCCCGACUCGCCGCUCAUCGGGCUGCGGAACCUCGUGAUGCCCCUCCGCGCCUCCAACUUCCACUACCACGAGCUGAAGCACGUGGUGAUCGUCGGGAGCGUCGACUACAUCAGAAGGGAAUGGAAGAUGUUGCAGAAUCUGCCAAAGAUUUCUGUUUUGAAUGGUUCUCCGCUAAGCCGAGCCGACUUGCGUGCAGUGAACGUGAACCUUUGCGACAUGUGCUGCAUCCUGUCCGCAAAGGUGCCGUCCAACGACGACCCGACGCUGGCCGACAAGGAAGCUAUCCUGGCUUCGUUGAACAUCAAGGCGAUGACCUUCGAUGACACGAUAGGGGUGUUAAGUGGGGGUGCGACGAAUGGGAGCGCGGCGGCGCAGCCCCCGCCGGGGGCGCCGCCCGCGCCUGUGCUGCUGCAGCGGAGAGGGUCGGUGUAUGGUGCCAAUGUGCCUAUGAUUACUGAGCUGGUGAACGACAGCAACGUGCAGUUCUUGGACCAGGACGACGACGACGAUCCUGACACGGAGCUGUACCUCACGCAGCCGUUCGCCUGCGGCACCGCCUUCGCCGUCAGCGUGCUCGACUCCCUCAUGUCCACUACGUAUUUCAACCAAAAUGCCUUAACCCUGAUCCGGUCGCUGAUCACGGGCGGCGCCACGCCCGAGCUGGAGCUGAUCCUCGCGGAAGGAGCUGGUCUCCGAGGAGGGUACUCCACGCCAGAGAGUUUAGCGAACCGGGACCGGUGUAGAGUAGGCCAGAUCUCGCUGUACGACGGGCCGCUAGCCCAGUUCGGGGAGGCUGGCAAGUACGGCGACCUGUUCGUGGCGGCGCUGCGGGCCUACGGCAUGCUCUGCAUCGGCCUCUACCGGUUUCGGGACACGUCGUCCUCGUGCGACGCGAGUAGCAAGAGAUAUGUCAUCACCAAUCCGCCGGAUGACUUCAUCUUGCUGCCUACUGAUCAGGUAUUCGUCCUCAUGCAGUUCGACCCGGGCGUGGAGUACCGGUCGUCGCGGCGCGCCGGCUCGGCCACGGGCAGCGGCGGCAAAGACGACGCCUCCUGACUGCUGCUGUGCAGCGCCCUUACCGACGGACCCUACUCCUACAUCUAAGCCUCCGGGCGAUAGGCGGUAGGGCCCGACGCCACUCCACAAGCCCCCCAAACAAUCCACUUUUGAGUUAUACUAUUUUAUCUAGGUUGCGCAAACUCUUUGGUUUUAUCUUCACGAUUCUUUCCAUUCGAAGCCAAAAUUCAAAGUUUUUGUGGUCAGACCUUUUUUAAAUUAUUAUAACUCGUACCCGAUUUUUUUCUUCUUACGUUUUAAUUAUUAUUUGGAAUUGGCUAGCUAUAUACAAGUUAUGUUACACUUCCACUGACACGGCACAGCAAUCUUCACCACAUCCUGAAUUGCACCUUUUAAAGAUUUUUAGACAAAGCCAUGUUCAGGCUCCUAUGUAUCUUUUGCACAGCACUGCCUUUCUGUCUUGUAAUUUGUUGACACAAUCUCUUUGCAACGGUACACAGAGAAAACAUUAGUGCGGGUUUCUUGGCUGUUAAAAUAAUGACACUUUAUUUCCAUCAACGAGUCUAGUAAAUUAAUAUACUUACUAAAUAAGUGUUAUAAAUAUUUUUACAGACAUGGAACUACAUAUUUGUAUUUAUCUAACAACUUAUGGCAAGAACAAAACACUUCAAGUGCUGAGUAAUAUAACUACAAACAGUUUAACCACACCAACAAUAGCGAAGUCCAAAUGACUGAAAAAUAUUUCAGCAUUUAAUGCAGUUAAACAGUUCGACACUUUUUUCAUUUUAAACACUACACAGUCCAUUUUGAAAAGUGAUGGUCGAUAUUCUAUUUUGUCUCCGGUUUUGACAAUUGAAUUAAAGUAAGUCUCUAUACUUGUGUAAGUAAAUAUAACCAUUAUUUGUAGCGAUAUAAUGCUCAAUACUCAAUGAACCUUUAAAACUUUUAAUUGCACUACCGUGUACUUUCAGACAGAAUUUAGUAUAGGUAUUGCAUGCUUUAUUUACUAUUUCUUCAAUUAGCGUAGGUUUAUUUCUUUCUUUCUCUGUAGUUUUUCUAUUUUUCUCGCAUCUUUUGACUCAUUCGGGACGCUUUUUGGGGCUAAAGUAUAACUUUUAAGCAUUUAUAUAAUCAUCGACUGAUCGAAUACUCUUUAAGCAGAACACUUCAUACAUCACACUUAUGCGUUAUAAGUUAAUCGACACUACGUUAUAGUUAUUGUUUUAGUUUAUAUAGUUUUACAUGGAUUCACAUUGAAUCCAUAAUUUAUAUUUAUAUACUUAGUUUUAAGACACAACUGUUCAAAACUUGAAGUGCACCUAUGGUAGUAGUAUGCAUACAGUUCCAUCGCUUAGCUUACGUUUUAUUUUAUCGAACUUCUAUAUACCUUCAUGUAAAAUAUCCACUAGUUAAGUUUAGUUCUUUGAUUUCGACGGCUGGAGACAGACGCGAUUUUAUAGCACACCUUUGAACUCAGCAGCGAUGGUAUCCGCAAGUGUCGGUUGCACCGGCGCUUGUUGUUGCCUUCGGCUAAGGUCACAGACGUGUAUUUCUUCUCAUCUGUUUCUCGUCGCCAAACUAUUUUCAACCUCAUCUAGCACCGCAUUUUGUUUAUUUUUUUAAUAAAUUUCUAUUGAAUGAUGGUUU
This is a messenger RNA of Leguminivora glycinivorella, 5176 nucleotides long. It is a transcript of the gene slo, whose product is annotated as calcium-activated potassium channel slowpoke. Gene Ontology annotation, molecular function: large conductance calcium-activated potassium channel activity. The transcript is spliced from 25 exons. Gene Ontology annotation, cellular component: postsynaptic membrane. Lineage: Eukaryota; Metazoa; Arthropoda; Insecta; Lepidoptera; Tortricidae. The record is from RefSeq and is a predicted model, not a curated record. The coding region runs from base 101 to 3568 and encodes 1155 amino acids. Gene Ontology annotation, biological process: potassium ion transport; transmembrane transport.